AUGACAGUAAGAACCGAAAGACCAAAAGUAAUUGUCCUGGCUGGAACAGCAGGCACCGGGAAAUCAACCAUCGCUGCCAAGUUGGUUGACCUCUAUUGUUCGUCUUAUCCAGGCUUAGAAUUCUUGGAAGGCGAUGUGGUUCACCCUCCUGAAAAUGUAGCUAAAAUGAGCCAUGGUAUUCCAUUGACCGAUGAUGAUAGAUGGGAUUGGUUGUCUAAAGUUGGCAAAUUGGGUACAGAUUCGGCGGAAGCACGCUCUGGCUUGUGUAUUGUGACAUGCUCGAGUCUCAAGAAAAAAUACCGCGACCACAUUCGUAAUUGCAAUUCAGGUACGGACUUCUAUUUCUUGUUCCUAUUUGCCGACAGGAUGCUGAUUUUAGAUCGGAUUACCAAACGUGAGGGCCACUUUAUGAAGGCGAACAUGAUCAAUUCGCAAUUCAGCGACCUAGAGCUUCCUGACGCUAGCGAAAAACUGGAGUCUACCAUCGAUGUGGAUGGCAAAUCGAUUGAACAAGUCGUACAAGAGUGCCACAAAGACCUGAGGGCAUUCGUAGCCAACUGA
Molecule: messenger RNA, 561 nt
Organism: Lachancea nothofagi CBS 11611
Lineage: Eukaryota; Fungi; Ascomycota; Saccharomycetes; Saccharomycetales; Saccharomycetaceae
Source: the annotation of a GenBank genome assembly